AGUGAGUCCAUGCUGAUUGCAGUAGGUUUGGACUAAACUCCAUAAAAAUAGUCACAUAAAUUAAUAAUAAAUUAAUAUCAUGCUGUACCAGUAAAAAAAAAAAGUUGACAUAUGGCUAUCAAUGCAUCUAUAAAACAAACCGACUCCUCCUCCUUAUCUCAGCUAUGGACCAAUAAAAACUCUGAGAUGUUUGUUACCUGUCACGAAAUCUGUGAAUCGUGACUCGGUUCACACACAGCUCAACAGCAAAAUCUGAGUUAAUAGUCUUGAAAUAAGACUACUGGAUAGACUUCAGUAGUGCUGUUUUUCUUUUGUACUUGAUGGAAAAAAACAUUCUGCACCCUUUAUAAUAAUACUAAGUAAUUUGCAUUUCAACAGUUGGCAAAUUCUAUAAAAUUAUAACAACGCAUCCUCAUGGCUAGGAAUUUUAUUUAUCAAGAUGUGUUUUCAUGCAGAAUGCUUCAGCCAGAGCUUCUACUGCUUUAACCCAUUUUUGACAACAAAAGAUUCAGUCAAAAACAUUUUUUCAGCAUUUAAAACCCAUCAUAAUGCAGGAAAUCGCAUCGAGAUUCUUAAUUCUUGGAGGACCUCGAACCUCCCCAUUAGCUUUCCAUUCUUCUUUGACUUUUGUGGGAAAAAGAAUCUUUUACUUGCUUUCUCUGUAUUUCAAAGCUGUAUUUCAAAGCUUCAGUCAGGGUUGGUCACACCAACCCUGACUGAACACAGAUGAUGGCGCUUCGUCUCCUCUCUACACUGAUCCUGCUCUCUACCAGCGGCUCUGUCUGUGGACUGAUGAUCCUCGAGGUUUUGGGAAACGAUGUUAAAUUCCCUUUUAGCGCGUCAUGUGGAGCAGAGAAGACUCAGCGUCUGUUCCUCCAUGUGAGAGGUUCUCCCCCCCCGGCUGGUAGCGUCUCGGACUGGAGCUCAGGUCUCUCCUGGACCACUUUACACUGACAGACUGAACCACAGCGACUCUCUUCUCCUCCUGAAACUCGUGAGGAUGAACGACGCCGGACUCUACGAGCUGACAUGUAACGACCGUGUAGAGACUCUGAUGGAGCUGCAGCUCUUCUUCCCGGUGGAAACGGUCUCUGCUGAGGGGCAAACCGUGGAUCUCCCGUGUCAUUCCGUUACACUCGGUAGAUCCGUGGAGAGUGUGAAGUGGGAGAAGAGCAGCGGACAGGUGGUGCUGGAGGUGGACGGACUCUCUGGAAGCUGGACUCCGGGGGAAGAGUUUCAAGGAAGCCGGCUGUCAGUGUCCAGGGACUGGAAGGAAACAGGGGACUUGUCGCUCCGGAUGGAGGUGAAGGAGGAACACGGAGGACUUUUCUUCUGCUCGGUAACAGAAGGCAGAGUGAAGACCUUGAAGGCAGCAGUGAGGCUGACAGUCAGACCGAACAUCACGGAUCCAGAGAGCAGCGAGACCAGCGAGCAGCCUCAGGAGUCACACUGUGCUGAGGUUUAUUGGCGCAGUUGCUUCAUAGCAGCAGUUGUCUUGGGAGUGACUGCUGCUCUGUCUGCGGCUCUCGGAUGUUUCCUGAAAAGAAGAAGCAGCAGAGCUUCACCACCGGCAUCGUCACAGGAGAGCAACACAAAUGGAAUUCCUCUGAACCCAAGAGGGGCUGAAGAAGGUCUGUCCUCUUCAGGAUGAGACACCAGUGAGAAAACCUGCUUGAGGACCAGAGAGAGUCUCUGAUUUCUCCUCCUGAUCUUUCCUCAUGUGAAGAGACUCCCACAGUGCCUUGCUGGUCUGAUUCAGAGCUACAGUCCAGCAGUGAGGCCUAUCAGUCCACUUCUCACUCUCUGCUCUCACUCCCAGCAUCCACUCCUCCUGGUUAGUGGUUAGCACUUUGACCUCACAGUCAGAAUGUCCCCAGUUUGAAUCCUCUCUCAGUCCAAACGCUAAACACUCAGGUCAGAGGUCAAACUGAGCACAUUAAAGCAGCAUUUAGCUCCAAAUGUGAGUGUUUUCAAAUCCACAUUCAAGACUCUUCUUUUCUCAUGUGGGUGUUUUAAAUCAGGCAUGUCAAACAGAAGGCUCGUGGCCCAAAAGUUGCCCCCUGGAGGCUUCAAUUAGACCCUCCAAACCACCAAGAAAAAUGUCAAAAUUUCAAAGAAAACAUCAACGUUUUAACUCAUUUCAGAGCAGCGGACAUAAAGCAACACUGAGACCUGAGCUGAGAUGCUGCCAUGAAAGCUAGCUGCCUCACUGCUAGCAAACUAGCAUUAGCCUCAAAGCCCUGUUGUCAGGGAGAGUUAGUAAAAACACUGAGAGCAGCUUCAGGAGACGUUUUCUGGACAUUUCACUGUAUUUUGCACCAGAAACUAUCUUUAAAAUUGGCUUUAUGUUGAGACUGUAGUCAUUUUUAGCAGUACUUCAAAUUUAUUAUUAUUAUUAUUUUUUUUUUUUUGUAUUACUAGGUGGCGGUAGUGAGACAGGUUGUUUAUGUAGAGUUCAGAGGUCACAGGUAGAGGGAGGACACACAGUUCUCACCAGACCAGCAAACAGAAGAUUCAGACAAAGAUUC
Messenger RNA from Salarias fasciatus (jewelled blenny), 2528 nucleotides. RefSeq lists its product as uncharacterized. The record is from RefSeq and is a predicted model, not a curated record. NCBI's taxonomy places the organism in Eukaryota, Metazoa, Chordata, Actinopteri, Blenniiformes, Blenniidae. The coding region runs from base 1001 to 1651 and encodes 216 amino acids. The transcript has 2 exons.